Molecule: messenger RNA, 2367 nt
Organism: Toxorhynchites rutilus septentrionalis
Lineage: Eukaryota; Metazoa; Arthropoda; Insecta; Diptera; Culicidae
Product: NIF3-like protein 1
Exons: 5
Coding region: 396-1286 (296 amino acids)
Cellular component (GO): cytoplasm; mitochondrion
Source: RefSeq, a predicted model, not a curated record
UGGUACAAGUAACUUGAACAGAGUGUCUGUUCUCUGUUCACUGGAGACUUCAACUAGAGCACUGACUGGCAUCGUCUAAAUCAGCCUUUAGUUUGUGUCCGUACUGUCCGUUUAUCCGCCGCGAAUAUCGUGUGUACCGAAGUCGUACCGGUCGCCGAGUAGGGGCCUCCCCCCGUAGUGCGUUAUAAUGAAAAAAUAAAACAUUUUAGUGGUGUCUGUCAGUGAUUGAGUAGCCGCUGGACCGCCGCCAUGGCGGAUGUCCCCGGUGGGAACGGUGGGAGCUACCGCAAUAUUCGAGGCAAUUAUUUGGGAGCAACGUUACCAGAACAUAUGGAUCCGGCUGGUGAACACGGUCCAAAUCGGAAGGAGGUUUUUCGUGAACUCGAGGUCCUUGGAUGUUUAAUCUAUAUAAAUCAGGCGGAAGCAUUUCCCACGUCAACCGAACCAAAUUGAUCACUUCCCCUGUUGUUCGCAAUAUGGCUGGAGCAGCAUUAACUGUUGUGGUAGAAAAACUGAAUGAGUUUGCACCUGAAAAUUUGGCGGAAAAAUGGGAUAACGUUGGGUUGCUGAUUGAGCCGUUUACUAGAAGAAACAUAAAUAAAAUCCUGCUAACCAACGACCUCACAGAGAAUGUCAUGAGUGAAGCUUUGGCUAGGAGUACAGACAUGAUUAUUUCAUAUCAUCCCCCAAUUUUCGCUCCGCUGAAAAGAAUUACUCAGAAGUCAUGGAAGGAACGUAUCGUUUCGAUUUGUCUGGAGAACAAAAUAGCGCUCUAUUCACCCCAUACUAGUUGGGAUAGUGUUACCAACGGAGUCAAUGAUUGGCUGGCGUCUUCCCUUCCACUGGCUAGUGCGCAGCCAAUCUUAGAAAAUUUAAAUAACCCUUCUAUAGGGGCCGGAAGGCUUUGCGUUGUCCAAGGUGAGAUAACGCUUGGUGCUGCGGUGGAUCGCAUCAAAGCAUAUACAAAACUGAAGGAUCUGAAGCUUGCCGUGGCUGUUAAUAGGAACCUAGAAACUCCUAUUAGAACGUUUGCCGUUUGUGCUGGUUCUGGAACAAGUGUACUGAAAGGCGUUAAGGCUGAUCUCUAUAUAACAGGAGAAAUGUUUCACCACGAUAUUCUUGAUGCGAAUCAUCAAAAUAUUCAUGUUAUUCUAUUGAACCACAGCAAUUCUGAGCGUGGAUAUUUGCAAAUAUUCCGCGAAAUUUUACGUAAUAUGCUCAAAGAUUACCAGGGUAUACAAAUCGAUAUUUCAGAACAGGAUGCUGACCCGCUUCAGACUUACUGAUUUCCGGUGUACCACUGGUAACCCACGCAGCAAGCCCCUGGACAACUGCAACAACAGCACAUGCACCAGCAGCAUCAGCAACUGUCGUCACAAUUGUCCAGCGGUAGCAGCAGCACAACAACCAGUGGCAAUCGCCCCCUUCCGCCAGCCAGCAUCCCAAGACAGCCACCUGCAAAACAGAAGCGAGUCGUUUGCAGUAACAAGAAGCGAAAAGCUAAAUAAACUGAUUCAGUUUCGUCGUAGACGAAAUGAGAACUGAAUUAACUUUAAUCCCCUUUUCAACACCAAAACACGCACAGACACAUUUUUUCAGAUUUGAACCAACUCGAUUUUGUUGUCCUCGUUUAUUCUACUUUAUCACUGGAAGGUGACUUUUGUCGGGCUGAGCAGAUAUGAGUCAAACUGCUCAAAAUUGAAUCGGGUCGAACUGGGGGGAAUGGGGGAAUUUAAUUCAGAUAUCUGAGGAUGAAGGUAGAUAAUGGUGAUCUAUAUUCAGCUCGGGUAACAAUCUUACGUUGCAAUUUGCGCUCUCAUAAAUUAAAAUGUAUGGCCAUCUUUAUAUUCCUCAUUAACUGCUUCGAGUAUCACUCGGAAAAUAUAAAAAACCACGAUUAAUGAAUUAUUUAAUAAUCUCUGUUCAGUUUCAUUCUACUCAACGAAUAUCAAUAGUCUGAAUACAGAGACAUAAUCAUAAAAAUCAACUCUAAUAAUAAAAAAGUAAAGGAAUUGAUUGGGUUUUCGCACGAACAAAUACAUUAAAUGUACGUCAUUUAAAGACAGGAAAAAAACCGUAAUAUCUGUAUCGUACUUAAGCUUCAGUCAUUUCGGACCCAAAACGAAAACAAUGUGUUAAGAACAGUCAGUAGAUAAGUGUAAACAUUUUUAUGGACAAACUGCAUUUACGAGUGGUUUACUCUGGUAUACGUAUUGUGAAUCAUUAGAAUAAAGUAACGACUUCGUUUUUAUUUUUGUACUUUGAAUAACCGAAACCAAAAUCAACAAAACUGUUCGAAACGUUGGUUCACAAUGCUGACCCCUUAUACAAUAGAGAAAAUCAAAUUUUACAUGGAAUAAAUCAUAC